Penicillium psychrosexuale is the source of this 306-nucleotide messenger RNA. RefSeq lists its product as uncharacterized. NCBI's taxonomy places the organism in Eukaryota, Fungi, Ascomycota, Eurotiomycetes, Eurotiales, Aspergillaceae. The coding region runs from base 1 to 306 and encodes 101 amino acids. The transcript has a single exon. The record is from RefSeq and is a predicted model, not a curated record.
AUGAUUUUUGAAGUCGUUGGACAACAUCCUAACUUCAUACGCAAUGUUUUGAAGGCCAAGGCUGAAAAGUCUAAGAGCUUUCUAGGCAAGGAAUACGUUGGAGUCAUCGGUAAAGCCGACAUCGAGAGAAUCAAGAACGUCGCGUCAGCGAUUCCUGUAGACAACGAGACGGUGGAAUGGGACUGCCAGGACUACGUGCUCGAGAUCCUUGAUAAGCUGGAGGAUGAGUUUAUUCUGGAGGAGGACGAUGAAGAUUACCGUGAAGCACGAAGCGUUUUGAAGGAAAAAAGGGGUCCAAUUGUCUGA